Messenger RNA from Durusdinium trenchii, 361 nucleotides. NCBI's taxonomy places the organism in Eukaryota, Dinophyceae, Suessiales, Symbiodiniaceae. The record is from the annotation of a GenBank genome assembly.
AUGCCUUUUCAGCUUUUGGCCAAAGUGGAAUCAUCUCACAUGGCUGUGAAGCUGGCAGUCUGUGAAGCUGGCAGCAGGGAACACACACAGUCUGUCCCACCGGGUGGGAGCUCCGCGCAUCGCGAUUUCGCCGCGGCCACCCGAGGUCCUGGGGUCCUGCCCACCCACGCUGGACUGGCUCUGAUGAGUCCAAGGCACUCGGUGCGUCCACGGCACCUGGUGAGGGCACGGAGAACGGCGCCGUGUGCCGCGGCCGUGGCGCAAGGUCUGCGGACCGUGUCAUCCUUUUCCACCACGAGGAGAAAGGUCGGACGGUCUGCGGGUCUGACUUGUGACUGCAUAGAUGACCAAGCGCUUCUGG